This is a messenger RNA of Lobosporangium transversale, 3543 nucleotides long. RefSeq lists its product as hypothetical. NCBI's taxonomy places the organism in Eukaryota, Fungi, Mortierellomycota, Mortierellomycetes, Mortierellales, Mortierellaceae. The transcript has a single exon. The record is from RefSeq and is a predicted model, not a curated record. The coding region runs from base 1 to 3543 and encodes 1180 amino acids.
AUGAUACGCCGUGCAGCCUACAAGCAAGUUUUUGUGAUUGAUUCGCCAUGGUCACAGCCCCCACAGCAAAGCCAUGGGCUUAACGAACCUCUACUGUCCUCAGAAUCGCCACAAUCAUCUCUGCCAUCGCUAUCGUCAUCGCCAUCGCUAUCAUCAUUGCCAUCCUCAACCUCAUCCUCAUCAUUACCAUCAUUAUCGAUAACGAACUCAUUGCAGCAACAACUAGAUACUGACAAUGAUGACACUAGUAUCAGGUGCAGCAAGAUCUUCAGCGCGCACCAGGUACCGGUUCACCUUUUUAAACGUCAGCGUGCGAUUCUACUCAAGGACCUCGAAAGAAUCGCGCCUGAAUUUGAGUACAUCCUGACAGAGCAAGGGACUGUUGUCUUUAGUAGGAGCGAACCGCCCUCACCAAGUGUAUCAGGCACUCCGGCCAAGAUAUCAUCGCUACCAUCGUCAUCGCUUGGCCAGAAGCAACCUCCAGCCUUUAUUGCAAUCCAUGAAGAGAUGGAAGACAAGAAUUGGUAUAUUUAUGUCAAGCCCACCAUAUCAAUGUCAUCUCCUGGAAACACUACCACAUCACUCCUUUUAAGGAACCCAUUCUCUGUCUUGCCUACGGGAUCUUUACCGACACAGCCGAGUUCCCUAAGGGGCCAAGGAAAGGGGAGCGGUGGCGACCCGGAAGAACUUAACCAGGAUAGGAGGGCAGGAUAUGAAAGGCGAGGACAACAAGAGCGGAGUCAUCCGAUGUUAGUUGAAGAGCACAUCGAUCAGGAGCUGCAUGUGGAAGACGGAGGAGGAACGCGCUCAUGUCAGAAUUCUGUCGGCCAAUCACAAUAUGAAUCUUGGGCACGGUCUUGGAUUCUACAGUCGCACAAUACACAAAUGCGUUUAUCAACAUCACUGUCGACUUUUACCUACUCUUCUUCCUCUUCUUCUUUAUUUCUUCCAACAUCGACAAGUACAAAAAUAUCCUCCUCAUCAUCAUUGCAUACCAUGGCGAUUCCUUCCACAACAUGCACAGCUGAAUGCCGUUGGAACACUGCGGCUCUUCAAGACCAACUCACCCAUUUGGCACAAACACUAAUCUCUGUUGUAGAUAAUAAAGAUGGUGCACAAGAAGGACAUUCCAGCAAGGACAAGGUCCGAAAGCUGGCCAGCAGUAUCCUAGAGACACUUCCAUCCCCAGCAUCGACCCAUAAAAACAUAGGUUUGGCUACUCCGGAGGUGACACCAACCUCAACGCCACUCAUUUUUGCAAGCCCAAGGCAAUCACCUCGUUGCAGCGGUGCAAGCGUAGAAUCGAGCAGCAAUAGCCAAGGGCUCACAGAAUUCAUGUUACCAAAUACAAUGUUGUCCACCCUCCACAACCAUAGCCAUGGUCAUGAUCAUGGGCUGAAUGAUAACAAUAGUAGCCUCAUUAUAAACCAGACAAGUGAGCCGAUGUUGAGAGAUUCUGUCUCUCACUUUUCAAAUUACUAUAUGAAUUUCCCUCCUCUCCCUUUCUCCCCAUCUACACUUCCACCAACGAUAGCACAGCCAAUGGCAAGGAGUCUUUCUAUUCCAAAGGAAGAGGUUGAGGGAACUGCAUCGUCAUCAAAGCAAAUAACGGAAAAUCAACACCAACAGAAAGUCAAAAGCAGGAAAAAUUCACUCUUGUCGAUUUUUGAUAAGAAUAUAAGUCAAACCUCUCGCCGUCUAGAAGAGGAUCGUGAAGGGGACUGGAACCAGCAGCACCAACAGCACCUAGUAGGCCGGAUCGAAAACAGAAAAGGAAGAUCCAGAGCAAAUAGUUGGCUUAUAGCCAAGCUAAGCCCAGGAAGCAACUCGGACAGCAAAAAACAGAAGCAACCCCUGGUUCAAGGCAAACAAGAGCCUGCUCAUUCCCCAAGCCCUAGAUCACCGGGAGCAAUGCAUGGAAGUUGUUCUAGUUUGUUUUCAUCACCAUUACCGUCACCAUCAUUAUCACCAUCACCGCUGUCGCCUUUUCCUACUUCUCAGCCAUCAAAACGAUCACUUUCAAGGAUCGCACCAUCCCUAACUCCUCAGUCAUUUAAGCGAAUCACAGCAUCCAUUAACUUCCGUCGCAGAUCUUCAUCUACACCUAUGUCAUCUUCGGGAGCACUUCCCCCUGUAGCAUCGCAUGCAGGGGUGGAACCGACUGCUACAAUGACCUCUAUACCCGAGAGACCAGCAAUUUCCAUGAAUCGUUCUCACUCCAUAGAUAUUGGUUCCUAUCACCAUCACUCACACUCCGUUUGCUAUCCUCGCUCUAUAUCACAGUCACUAUCUCCCUCAGUAACUUCAUUCUCAGCGCCUCGCACGCCACGGACAGUUGCUACUGCUUCGUUCUUUGACUCUGCUUCGGAUGAUUCUGAUACAACCGAUGACAACGAAGAUCCGCCAUGCUCCCGACCUCAAGCACAAAGGCAUACCAGUGGCCUGCAGGCACCUCGACAUCGCCAAUAUCUACACCAUGGCAGUCGUUCGAAUCACGAGUCAGAAUUCAUGGUGCCGGCUGAAGAAGGAUUGCAGCACCAGGUUGACAGGGAUACUGACACUGAUACCGACACGGGCAGCGAUACUGAGAGUGAUAGCGACAGUGAUAGCGAUUUCUAUGGUACCGAGGAUGCUGGGCGUAGCGUUAAUGAGAUCCGUCAUGGACAGAGACAAGAUGAACCAGAGCGGCAGCAUCAUCCUUUGUCUCACAACCAACAACAACUAAACAGCUUGGCACAGUACGCGAUCCCACCAACUCACCGCCAAGCUGUCGCAUUCGAUCUUCAAACACUGGCAGGAUAUGAGCACCAAUUCGAUAAUGUCCCUCCACCCUCAUACCACUCAUUGGUGCAAGCAGGAAAUGCUCCCAGAUCCUCCUCUUUCAAUACAUUUAUUCCCUUUGAAUCAUUGAACGUACAACCUACUUUUGCAGAUUCACAGCCUGUGAACAUACAGGCAAUUGAGCAAACGUUAACCUCAUCAACGUCAGUCAGGUCAUUGUCACCACCACUAUCGCAGGGAUCUUUAUCAUCACAAUCGGGCCCUCAUGUUCGCGCUGUAUCUCAUCAAGUCCUGAACACCCUUCUCGAGCUGUUGCAUCAAUUUGAAAACCAUAUCCAAGACGAGUUUAAGACACCAGCAUUCAAGCAUAGAAGACCAAAUACCAAUCGUGAUCAUGAUCAUGAUCAAAGCCACUCAAACUCCUCGACACCAACUGCAACAGCAGUAGCGACAGCAGCAGCGGCAGAAUGGCACAACCGCCGUCCACAAAACGUGUCUUCAUUUGCCUAUUUGCUCAUUGAAUUGCAACAGAUUGGUAUUUCUUCAAAUGCUAUGAGUGAAUUAUGGCACCAACCACAGCAAGGACAGCAACAUUGGCUUACCCUAACAGGCAACGCAUCCUCUGAAGCUGAGCUAGCUACAUCAUUAAUUAUUUUGGAGAAAAACUGUGUAUUUGGUAUGGAUAGGGAGCGGUGGUGUGGCGCCAAUGGUACAAGAGAACAGUGGUUGAACAGUUUACAAGAAAUCGUAGAAAAUAGCUAA